CAGGAAGUGAAUGAAGCGUUAGCCGGCUGAAUGCAGAGUGAACGGGAAGUGGCUGCGGGAGGAGGCGAUUGCAGCGUUUGGCUGUGCGGAUGGGGAGACGGAGGACAGUGCCCGUGGUGGGUGCACGAGCAUCCCGCGGUACCGUCACGUGCGGCGGUCGGCCUGUCCGCCGCCUCCCGAACUCGGGAGUGUAGAGCGCCGCGUGCCUGAGGACACAGCUAGGGAAGAGGAUGCGAAUACAGACCCCGGACUCAGGCCAGCUAUGGAAGGGGUUCUCUUCAAAUGGACCAAUUAUAUCACUGGUUGGCAACCUCGGUGGUUUGUUUUAGACAACGGCAUUCUGUCUUACUAUGAUUCCCAAGAUGACGUUUGCAAGGGAAGCAAAGGAAGCAUUAAGAUGGCAGUCUGUGAAAUCAAAGUUCAUUCAACAGACAACACACGGAUGGAGCUCAUUAUCCCAGGGGAGCAGCACUUUUACCUGAAAGCCGUCAGUGCUGCUGAGAGACAAAGAUGGCUAGUUGCAUUAGGAAGUUCUAAAGCUUGUCUUACAGACAACAGGACAAAGAAAGAAAAAGAAAUAAAUGAAACUAACGAAUCUCUGAAAACCAAAAUGUCAGAACUUCGUCUGUAUUGUGACUUGUUGGUACAGCAGGUUUAUACCAUUAAGGAAUUUGUCAGUCAAGAUGAGAAUCGUUCCUGUCCAAGUGCGGAGAGUAUGAAUGAAGCCUCUUCUUUGCUCAGUGCAACCUGCAACACAUUUAUUACUACACUCGAAGAAUGUGUCAAGAUAGCAAAUGCCAAAUUUAAACCAGAAAUGUUUCAGCUGCCCCCUCAUGAUUCCUUGACAUCAGCUGUGUCUCCUUCUCCGGUCCAAAUGAUGAAGAGGUCCAUGAGCCACCCAGGCACUUACUCGUCAGACAGGGCUAACCACUCCUUUAAGGAACCAAAUUCUUACCAUCGAGUGUCUCACAGGAGACAAAGUGCUUACUUGGAUACAGAAACCUUUAAUGACGAGAGAGAGCGACCUAUGCAGUGUCCGAUAUCCGGGAUUAAUGGGAAUUUUCGUCCGACAAGCAUUCUGGAAGAGAACCGAGCCAAGUCGAAGGAAGCAGCCGAUUUUCAUGUUUCUUUGUGAAAUUUUUGAAAGAAGUCUACAUUUUGUAGAAGUACUGCUAUGCAAUGUCUGCUGGUGAAAUGGUAUAGUUGUUGAACCCUGAAAAGGAUUUCACAGCACUUUAUAUAGUAUUUUAACAGAAAACUUCAACGUCAAGUUUAGCUUUCUACAGUUUAUUUGGAUGUUGUUUGAAUGUGCGUCUUUGAACAAACACCUUUUUAGUAUGCAAUUAUUGGUGAAGGACUCUAGCCCCCCCCCGCGCAAUAACUUUAGUGGCUUUGUAUUUACGCCUUUGGGGUCUGUGUAACAAUGUAAAAUACACAGGCCACAAGGUUCAUUUCCUCUAUUGAAAUUGAAAGCGGUUUGUCAUGAAAUGUUUUCUGUAUAUAAUGUACACACGAUUUUUUUUGCUCCAUUUUCAAUUGUACACCUAGGAGAAAUAUUUUGUAAUGUGAGAAAAUGGAAUAUUGUGUAGAGGCACCUUGGUAGUAAAAUAUUAAAUUAUUCAUACGCGAGGAUGGGUUGAGCUUGUAUAAAAGUUAA
Molecule: messenger RNA, 1657 nt
Organism: Spea bombifrons (plains spadefoot toad)
Lineage: Eukaryota; Metazoa; Chordata; Amphibia; Anura; Pelobatidae
Gene: PLEKHA3
Product: pleckstrin homology domain containing A3
Exons: 8
Coding region: 263-1135 (290 amino acids)
Biological process (GO): retrograde transport, endosome to Golgi; receptor recycling; endosome organization
Cellular component (GO): trans-Golgi network; early endosome; recycling endosome
Source: RefSeq, a predicted model, not a curated record